AAUUUUCUGCAGUUUUAGCAAAACAGCCAGAAGGUACUGUAGGAUUUUUCGUUAUAAAUACUACAUAUUCUUCAAAUGCUAUUAAUGAAGCAAGUAAUUCAAAACAACAGAUUAUUCUUUGUUCUAAAGAAAAUGUAGUUGAAAAAAUUAAAUCUACAAAAUUACAAUUAGAAAACAAAGAGUUGAAAAAAAAUUCAUUUGAAUUAGAUGAUGUUGUAAUAGAAAAUCUUGAAAAUGAUUCAGAAGAUACUACUGUUUAUUUGUUUGAUAUAAAAAUUGAAGGAAACUGUAAAAUUGGAGCCUUGAGAAUUAAACAAGCACUAAGUCGAUUAAAAAGGAAAUGUCCUAAACAAAUGAUUUUUAAUUUAAUAAUUAACAAAAUAAGUGCUAUUGGUGUUGGGAAAUCAACUUUUGGAGAAAAAUUUAAGAGUUAUUUGGAAGAAAAGAGAUAUAGAGUUUAUCGACCACUUGAAGCAUCUCUUUUUCUUGAAGAUGAAUUAAAACUCUUUUGCAAAGAUUCAAAAAAUAAUGCUUUGUUUUUUCAAUAUGCAAAUCUUAAUUUUUACAAGAAGCAAACUGCGGAACUUAGUGUGAUUGGUUCAUAUGAUUUUAUAAUACUAGAUCAAACACAUAUUGAUACUGAAGUUUUCACAUUAAUGAAUACUCAAGACAAAGAAAUUAUCGAAUUUUUGGAGAAGAAAAGACAAGAAAUUAAAAUAGAAAAUAUCAACAAG
Molecule: messenger RNA, 734 nt
Organism: Racocetra fulgida
Lineage: Eukaryota; Fungi; Glomeromycota; Glomeromycetes; Diversisporales; Gigasporaceae
Source: the annotation of a GenBank genome assembly